ACAUUUAGUUUAAAGCUGACAUUUAUAAAUUAUGACUUUGAAAACUGAACUCCCAUUUUUCUCUUAUGACAGGAUAAAUAACCCAAAUUGUUGCCACUCUCCACUCUCUCCAGCGCCCCAAAGUGUUGCACCAUGUUCUUCUGACCUCAGGUUGGCUAAAAAUGACGCUGAGGGCGGGAGCCUUGCUUUGAGUGGGCAGACGGACCAAGCAGCUGUCGCUGUGCGGUUCGCGGGGCUCCGACCGUCAUUUCCCCCUCCAGACUGACUGGCAAAGGUAGGGGGAAAUCAUGAGUGGGCUGAUUUAACUUACGGGACAAGGAGCGGUGACGGCAGGGGGUCACGGUGCAACUUAUGAGGUAGGAUCUGGUCCUUGGACGAAGCCAAUCUCAAGGAAUCUCGAUGAAGACUUGUCCACCUUAGCUUGGGAGGAACUCCACUGGGAAGAGGGAAAACCAAGAGAAAGAGAAAAUUGGGAUAAAAACGAGGUUGGAAAAUCAAAGCUGUCAGUUCCAAGAGAAGUCAAAGGAGCUGCUGUUAAUGCAACAUGAUCUGGCCCUAACUAUUUACUCGCCUACACGUCCAACCAUGAGAAAGGCUGAUGUAGCAAUGACCCUGAAGAAGGGGGCCGAUGAAGCAGCAGCGCCCCAAAGUCCCAUCAUCCCACCCAAACGGUCCAAAACGGCCCUGGAGCAGGUGGUUCCCGAAUCCCGGGGCCCCGGCCAUCCCGACCCGUCUCCUCCCGUUUUCAUCCGGAAAAUGAGGAACGCCGCGGUGGGAACUGGCUGUGACAUCCGCCUGAAGGUGACCGUGGUUGGGGACCCCCAGCCGUCCCUGUACUGGUACCACAACGACGAGCUGCUCAACAUGGAGAACCAGGAGUACGGAGGCCUGUGGAUUAGGGACUGCAAGCCCAGCGAUGCCGGUCUCUACACCUGCAUCGCCAACAAUCACCUGGGAGAAGCCCGGACCAGCGCCGUGCUGGCCGUCCUGGAUCUGGGUGAAGACUCUGAGACAACAGAAGAUGAAGGUGGCGACCAGUUCGAGACCAAAGAGGACCGCGGGGACGCCGAGGACCAGGCCGUUCAUGGUGUGAUGGAGAAAUGUGGAACACAUGGACACGAGGAUCUCUCUACCAGAAGCCAAGACGAUUUCGCAAGAGAAUCUCCUCCCCAAGUUCUUCCACCGCCAUCACCAAGGCUGGUCAAGCGUGGCCCGUCCUCUCCGAUGCCAAGCCGCUCUGGUUCAACCACUCCUGUCAGCUCGCGUAAGAAAACUGUUGUGCCAACUGAAUACCAAGACACGGUUCCAGGAGAGUUUGAGGAAAAGACAAAGCAGCCAAAAAGUGUUUCUCAGGGAGGUGGCCAGGACUCCAGGCCACAGACCCCACUGAGUGAGUCUUCCCGAAAAGAGUUCAACCUCAGACCUUCUCCGAAGCUUACAAGGGCAAGCUCAAAGGUUUUCGAGAAGGUCCGUGGCUUAGAGGAGCGGCGGCGAAGCCUUGAUAUUCCAGAAGGUUCUGUCUCGGGAAGGUCCUGGGCAGGGUUCAACCGUGCUGGGUCGGUAGAUUCAGACGACGGUGGAAGCCGGUUGGGCAUCUCCAGGGAGAGUUCAAGAGAAGAUCUUCGAGAGGCUUUGAAAGAGGAUGCUGCUGAACGGAGAUCCAUGUUUAAGCAGAGAGCUGCUUCCCUGGAGGAGAAACCUCGCUACUCUCAAAAGGUUCAGGACAUUGAGAACAAGUUCACGGAAGAGCUCCAGCGCAUCAAGAAGCUGGUUGGGAAACCCCAUCUAAAGAAAUCCUUCUCCACCGAACUGCUCACCCUGAAGGGGAGGCAGCGCCAGCCUUUCAGGAAAAUCGAACCGAUACCUCCACAAGUUCUACAGAAGCUGCAAGAAAGAGAACGCGCUCAGUGGGAAAAGGAGCAAAGGGAGAAGGACCUGAGUCAGCAACAGAUGCAGCAACAGCAGCAGGAACUGCAUCAACCCCAGAAGACAACAGCAACUGGCCCAACAGCGGGGAGAUUCAGAGACGCCCCAGGGCCGCCAGAGUCGGUGCAGCUAUCAGAGCUGCCGGGACAACGGUUCGUCCGGGAGUUACACAGAGUCAGUCCGGUAACAGAAAUACUUCCCAGGUCGUCUUCACCAGCAUUACAUCAACAGCAAAGGGCUGAGUCUCCCAAUGUCACAAUGACACUGCGUAGGGUUGAGCGACGGCCCCCAAGUCCGCUUGUUCAAAGAGUUUCUCGAAUGCAAGAAUCGCCUCACAGCCAAGAGCCAGAGACAGGGAGGAAGACGCCUGUUGAGGUGGCAGUGAGAAAAAUUGAAAACAGACCUGAAAGUCCUCUGGUGCAGAAAAGGGCUGUCAUUAUGCAAGAUCUUCACCUUCAGCCUAGUCCAAAAUCUCCACGAGUAACAUCCGUUACCCCAACAGAGGCCGUGAUGGAGGUGGAGGUGUCCAAACCGGUUCCACGGUUAAAGGUCCCUACGAUUAUUGUUGAAGAUGAGAAAAUGGACGAGGACGUUCCUGCAAAGACAAAAGAGCCCAAGCAGACGAGUAUAAGUGCCAAGCAGGGAAAACCUCCGAAGACAAAAGGGAAGAGCCGCCGUCCUCGCCCUCUGUCUCCAGAGUUAGAUUCCUCAGACGAUUCGUACGUCUCUGCUGGAGAAGACCCGAUGGAGGCUCCCGUGUUUGAGUUUAGCCUCCAGGAUACCGUAGCAUCCGCUGGCGCAGACGUGCUACUGAAAACCAUAAUCGCAGGAACCCCAUGUCCUGAAGUUACCUGGACAAAAGACAACAUGGACGUCACAGGCAUGCCAAGCUACCUGGUCAAAGUGGAAGGCGAACGACAUAGUCUGCUCAUAAAAUCAGCUAAAACAGCUGACAGUGGGAAAUACUGCGUGACUGCAGUUAAUCAGAUGGGAAGAGCCACCAGCAGCGCCACACUCACUGUUAAAGCAGACUCUGUGCAGGAGCUAAAAGGAGGUUUGGGUGUGCCGAUGGAAAUCAGCAGCCCGAUAACUUCUGAUGAAGAGUAUUUAAGUCCUUUGGAGGAAGCCAUGGACUUCGGAGCUCAAGAGCCGAGACGAACUAUUGACACAAGAUUCAGGGAACCUCCUGCUUUUCUGGCAACAAUGGCCGACCAAUCUGUCAGUGAAGGACAGGAAGUCACCAUGUCUGUUCGGAUUGCAGGACAGCCGAAGCCCAUGCUCUACUGGCUGAGGGACAGAGUGACGGUGAAGUCGGACGCCCGUCACGUCGUUUGGGAGGCGGCGGACGGCGCCUUCGAGAUGACCAUCAGGUCUGCGGCUAAAUCCGACUCUGGAGUUUAUACGUGUCGCAUCAUCAACGAGUACGGCACCAAGCAGUGCGAAGCCAGGCUGGAGGUCAAAGCUCCUCCGGUCGAGCCGGGUCUGUCCGUCGUUCGCCCGGUGAGGGACAUCACGGCAAAGGCGGGAGAGACGGUUCUGUUCGAGUGUCACGCUGUCGGGCCGAAGGACACCGACGUGGACUGGCUGGCGGACGGGAAGCUGAUCCAACCCGCCCUGCUGAACUGCAAGAUGCACUUCGACGGCAGGAAGUGCCGCCUGCUGCUCAACUCCGUCCACGAGGACGACAGCGGGACGUACAUCUGCAAGCUCAGCACCGCCAAAGAGGAAGUCACGUCAAGCGGGAAACUCAAAGUGAUUCCGUCACUGGAGCCUCUGUUCACUCGGAAGUUGGACGUUCUGGAAGUGAUCGAAGGUCGAAACGCUCGGUUCGACUGCAAAGUGAGCGGGACGCCGCCGCUGAAUGUCCUCUGGAGCCACUUUGACCAGCCGCUCAUCGAAAGCGAAGACGUCAGGAUGGUCCAGGAGGGCGGCCGCCAUUCUCUCAUUAUUUCCCACGUGACGAGUGACGACGAAGGUUUUUACACCAUCAGAGCCCGAAACGCUCACGGAGAAGCCGAGAACUCUGCUGAACUCUACAUCCAAGAGCCGCGGCCGGCCAUCUCCUCUCAGAUGGCCAAACUGGAGAAGAUGCCCUCCAUCCCAGAGGAGCCCGAGGUCCCAGAGAACGAGGUGGAGCGCUUCACCAUGCCCGACUUCAUCAAGCCUCUCUACGACCUGGAUGUGAUCGAGGGGAAGGAGGCGGUGCUGAAGUGCAAAGUGGCCGGGCUGCCGUACCCGACCAUCACCUGGUUCCAUAACGGCCGGAGGAUAGAGAGCACCGAGGACAGGAAGAUGACGCAGUUCCGUGACGUUCACAGCCUGGUCAUCCGCUCUGUGUGUCACGCUCAUGGAGGCGUUUAUAAGAGCGUGAUCGCCAACAAGGUGGGAAAGGCCACCUGCUAUGCACAUCUCUAUGUUACAGAUAUUCUUCCUGAUCCUCCUGAUGGUAUUCCAGUGAUUGAGUCCAUCACUGGAAAAACCAUCACUUUGAGCUGGAAGAAACCCAGAAGGUUGGACCCUUCCAUUGAUCCCAACUCCCUGAUGUAUGCCAUCCAGCAGCAAGCACUCGGCUCCAUCCAGUGGAUCAUAAUCGCCUCUGGUCUGAAAGAAACCACCUACAUCAUCAGCACCCUCUCCAAAGGCGUCCGCUACGCAUUCAGGGUCCUGACCAUCACCUCCAAAGCCUUCAGCAAACCCUCCCCGGCCACCGAUCCGGUCCAGCUCCUGGACAGAGGUCCAUACCUUCAGGAGGCUCCAGUGAUCAUUGAUAAACCAGACAUCGUGUAUGUGAUUGAAAACCAGUCAGUCACAAUCUCCAUCACUCUGAAUCAUGUCAACACCGCAGUCACCUGGAAGAGGAAAGGAGUAACUCUGACCAACAAGCCCGGCUUGUAUGAGAUGGCGAUGCCAGACGACGACCAGCACACGCUGAAGCUGCUGAAGGUGAAGAGUUCGGACGUCGGUGAGAUGACCUUUGUGGCCACCAAUGAGUUUGGAAGCGACAGCUGCAGCUUCAGCGUGGAGACGGCCGCUCCGCCGACAUUCGAGACGAUCAUGGAAGACCUGGACGUCUGUUCCGGGGAGACGCCUCGCUUUGCUGUGGUCGUGGAGGGCAAACCUGUCCCUGACAUCCUCUGGUUCAAGGGGGACGUCCUGCUGUCAGAGAGCAGUCACUACACCUUCGUCUAUGAUGACAACGAAUGCUCCCUGGUGGUCCUGAACGCACACCCUGAGGACUCCGGCGUGUACACCUGUACGGCCCGAAACCUGGCCGGAUCUGUGUCCUGCAAAGCCGAACUCACCGUUCAUCAGGCUAAGAGGAAGGAGGAACCCAUUGAUGAUGAGGAGAGUAUCCUGAGGAAGAUGCGCAGACUGACCGAUUACUACGAUAUCCACAAGGAAAUUGGAAGGGGAACGUUUUCCUACGUGAAGCGGGUGAAGCAGAAAGCCACCAAAAUGGAGUACGCCGCAAAAUUCAUCUCGACUCGAGCGAAAAGGAAAGCGUCGGCUCUGAGAGAGAUGAGACUGCUGUCCAAGCUGGACCACGAGAGAGUCCUCUACUUCCACGACGCCUUUGAGAAGAAGAACGCAGUCGUCAUCAUCACAGAGAUCUGCCAUGAGGAGCUGUUGGACAGAUUCAACAGGAAAUCCACCGUCCUGGAGUCUGACGUGCGUUCAUGUGUGCGACAACUGCUGGAGGGACUGGACUACCUUCACCAUCUGAACAUCCUCCACCUUGACAUAAAGCCCGAUAACAUCCUCAUGGCGGAUCUCCAAAGCGAUCAGAUCCGUUUAUGUGAUUUCGGAAACGCUGUUGAGUUCACGCCUGAUGAGGCUCAGUACUGCAAAUACGGCACGCCCGAAUUUGUUGCACCAGAAAUCGUCAACCAGACACCUGUUUCAAAAGCCUCCGACAUAUGGUCUGUCGGGGUUAUAUCGUACUUGUGCCUGACUGGAAUCUCCCCGUUUGCCGGGGAAAACGACCGCAGCUCCGUCCUGAACAUCAGGAACUACAACGUGGCUUUUGAAGAGAACAUGUUUGCUGAUCUUUGCCGAGAGGCGAAAGGGUUCAUCAUCAAGCUGCUGGUAGCGGACAGGCUGAGACCCGAUACUCAGGAGUGUCUUCGACAUCCGUGGUUCAAGAUACUAAGCAAGGGGAAGGCCAUCAGUACAGAAGGUCUGAAGAAGUUCGCUGCUCGCAGGAAAUGGCAGCGUUUCAUAAUUGGCUAUAAAUCAAAAAUGGUCAUGAGAUCUAUACCAGAGUUGCUGAACGAUUCCUCAAGCCACACCUCGAUUGCCGUCCAGAGGCACCAGAAAGAAGGCUCACCCCUGCCAUCUUCAUCGUCUGAUUCAGAUGAAGACAUUGAUGAACUUCCUUUUAUUCCAAUGCCACUCAACAUGGAUUUCUCUGGAUCAAGAAUGUCACUGAAUGACAUUCAGACCAAUGAGCAGGAAUCAAGAAAGGAGAAUGGAACAAGUUUAUCUUCCCAAGGUCUGGAGGCCAUGGAGUUUGACUCUCAGGAGCAGGAAACGAUAAGAGGCGAGGCCAGGGGGAAAGGCUGUCUUCGGAAACGAUCAUCGGAAGACAAUGACAAGGGUUUCUCAGAGGAAUCACCUCUGAGUGAACUGAUCCAAAAGUCAGAACAAUCCAGAAAACCCCUUAGAAGAGGAUCAAGCAUGGAGUCUGACAAGGUGGAAGGAGGCCGGAAAAGAGGGGAACUACGGCGUGGUGGUUCGGCCGACAGUGCUUUGCUGCUUCGGAUUACAUCUGAGGAAGGAGCGGGAGAAGAAAACCCUGAGGAAGGACGGAGAGUCCUAAAGAAAGCUGUCUCCAUGGAAAUACCGAGGAGGAGCACCAGCCCUGGAACCACAAAGAUGAGUCAGGAAGACUAUGCUCUAAAACUGGAGCUAAUGAGGCAGCGACUGCUUUGUGGUGGUUCUGUAGACAACAAGAUGAGUGGCCUGAGAGGACCUCUUUUAGAAACAUUAGGGAUGGGAGACGAAAAGCGAGCAAUACCUUCAGAUCGCUACUCUCGCACUGCUCGUCUGGGCCCACCUCCACUUACCAGGGCUGCAUCCAGUGACUUUCCAAGGGACGAAGUGCCUAAACCUAAAGUUCUACGUAAAAGCACUUCUUUCAGUCAAGGGGAUUCAGAACCUAUAGCUUUACAUCGACGAUCAGGAGCACCUUUGGAGAUUCCUGUCGCACAAGUAGAAGAAAGGCGGCUUAAAGAAGCAAUUUCCAUGUCAGCUCUAACGGAGCAAACCAAGCUAGACUCCCGUCCAGAGACUCCCAGGGAAUCUUCCCCAAAACCACCGACUCCAGAGCCAGUUGUGCAAGAAAAUCAAUCCAAAACAGAGAGUCAGGAUUCACUGAUGGAGAAAGAGGUUCGAACAGAUGAGACUGUGAGUGAAAAGAUGGAUGGACUGACUGCAGAUAGUAAUUUUGAUGAAAGAUCUAGCACAAGUGGAUUCUCAGAGAAGGACAUGAGUAUUUCAGAGGAACCAUUGACUGAAGGAGAUAACUUGGGUCAGAGUAUCCACUCACCUUCUGAUAUGGCCCAAAGCUCUUUAGCAGAAGAGAAAAUGCAAGAGGAGAAAGAGAGCGAAAAGGUGUAUGAAGAAAAACAAGAGUUGGUAAAAGAAGACGAUGAAAGAGUUGACUAUGCAGUUGAGUCAAAAGCUAAAGAACAUGCAGACGAGAAGACAAGUACUCCAAUAACAUCUUCUGAGAUGAUCAUAAGCACAAGUUCGGUUAUGGUGAAACCAACACAAGAACCUUAUCAGCCCCCAGGCGCUGUUACUUCAACCUAUAUAACACCCUCACCUCCUACCCGAGUUGUUCUUCCAGAUGGAAGAGUGUCAGCUUACGCCAGCAUAAUGCAGACCAUCAUGGUGCCUUCAGUUCAGCCUCUGAACGAGGCGCCCCUUUCCCCUUCCACUCCAGUUGUUGUUCCAGCCAAUACCGGCACAUCAUCUGACUUACUCAGUUCACCAAAGCCAAUCAUGUCAACCACCGAGCACCCUGCAGUCUACGCUAGAGUCGCAUCGCCAGAAAUGAUCACAAAAGAACCCAGUCCGCCGAAGACCUAUUCACAAAUGUUACCCCAGCAAGGGGUCUCAGCCGGAGCUGAUUUAGAAGAUAUGACCUCUGAAGAGGUUUUUGAGGCCCGCUUCAAAAAACGUGAAUCUUCUCUCACAAGGAGUCUGAAGUUUCUCUCAAGAUCAAAGAAUGAAGACAGUACACCGGCCAUCCAGGCAACAUCAGACACAUCUGAAGAGAUAUACAGACCUGGGCCGAUUGGCGCUCCCUUACAGUUAGCCUCAAGAAGACUUGAGGAAAAGUCCAAGUCGGUCCAAGACCUUCGUGAAGCUCAAAAGGAUCAAGGGUUCAUGAGGAGACUCUCUAUGCGCUUGAAGAGAACUCCAUCGACAGAGCGCACAGAUGAAGUAUUGAAAGACGACGACUCAGCAGGUUUAAGACAAAGGCUGUCUUGGAGUCUUGGCAGACGAGGUUCUCAGGAAAAGAAAGAGGUAGAGAUGACCAAGAUGGAUGGAGAUAGUGAUAAGCCAGUAGAUGAAAAGGAGCUGAAGAAACCUAAUGAAUCACCAGUGUUGGCGAUGCGCAGAAAGAUUGAAUCAACCGUGGCAGGGAUCUCCACAAGAAUUCGAAGUUACUCAGAAGAGAGACGAGCCUCAGAAGACAAGGAAACAAAACGAGCACCAAUUCUUUCUAUGCUUCGUCGAUCAACAUCAGAGAGUCGAGCUAUGAAGCCUAUCAUUGUUCCUCAGAACCAACUGGCGUCUCAGGCCACUAAUGGUGCCUCAUCCGAGUCUCUUGACUCGAUGUCCAGCCUAAAGUCAGACACAUCCAAGGGCAUUGAAGUUGAGCGGAGAUCCAGAUGGGAUCGAUGGGGCUUGACAAGAGGCAAACGAGACAAAACAGUAUCACAGCCUGACUUACCAACGGCCAUCUCCAGAGACGGCAGUUCCUUACGUUCACGGCAGUACUCCAAAUUAGCUUCAGAUUUUCCUCCUGUGUUCCAUAUCAAGCUCAGAGAUCAUGUCCUCCUGGAGGGUGACCCAGUAACCCUUAGCUGUCUGCCAGCUGGAAGCCCCCAUCCACACAUCGCCUGGGUAAAAGACAAGAAGCCUUUAGAAAUUGAUGCUAGAAUGAACAUGAUUUCCUGCCCUGAUGGCCGACAGCUGCUGAUGAUCAUGCAAACCACCAAAAAAGAUGCUGGGGUGUAUGAGUGUGUUGCUAUGAACCCCCUGGCCGCCGUGUCCAGCUCUUGCACUAUAUCCCUCGCUCGCCUGCCUAAUCGUCCUGGGACCCCAGAGAUUCCUCAGAAAUAUAACAACACAGUGUUAGUGGUGUGGCGACCCUCGGACACAAUGGCCCCCUGCACUUACUCUCUGGAGAGGAGAGCAAAAGGUGAAAGCAACUGGCUGAUAGUUGCAACCGGAGUGGCAGACUGUUACUACAAUGUGACUGACCUGCCAGCAGGGGGCUCCUUCAGGUUCAGAGUGGCUUGUGUCAACAAAGCCGGUCAGGGCCCCUACAGCAACCUGUCAGAGGUUGUGACUCUGGAUCCCACUGGUACGUUGCCUUAUCGGUGUCUCUUAUUACCCUGAUUUAUGGAAAUGUUUUUACUUUUAGAAGAUUGAAUGUGUUUCUUUACAAAGU
Molecule: messenger RNA, 9613 nt
Organism: Xiphophorus couchianus (Monterrey platyfish)
Lineage: Eukaryota; Metazoa; Chordata; Actinopteri; Cyprinodontiformes; Poeciliidae
Gene: spegb
Product: striated muscle enriched protein kinase b
Exons: 36
Coding region: 538-9561 (3007 amino acids)
Biological process (GO): protein phosphorylation
Molecular function (GO): ATP binding; protein binding; protein kinase activity
Source: RefSeq, a predicted model, not a curated record